Juglans microcarpa x Juglans regia is the source of this 2340-nucleotide messenger RNA. RefSeq names its product APO protein 4, mitochondrial-like. Lineage: Eukaryota; Viridiplantae; Streptophyta; Magnoliopsida; Fagales; Juglandaceae. Gene Ontology annotation, molecular function: RNA binding. The coding region runs from base 369 to 1355 and encodes 328 amino acids. The record is from RefSeq and is a predicted model, not a curated record. The transcript has 5 exons.
UUAACGGGCGAAACAGCAGCCCGAGACUCUCUCUCUCUCUCCUUCCUCGUUCACGCCUGCAGAAACCGAGUCUCUCUCUCUCUCCUCGAUCGCGCCUCCAAGCAACCGAGUACUCCAAGCAAACACUUCAGCUGCCUGCAGAAACCCUAGCCAGUGGCGUCCGUUCUCUGUCGCCGUCUCCAAGUACGUUCUCCGUCGCUGUUCGUCAUCACCAUCGGCCGCAGUUCCAAGAUCAAGUCGAUUUGCUGAGAGUUUGAUCCCAAAUCAAGCUUUAUUUAUGUUGAUGAGGAGUGACUCAAAGCUUAUGUUUGCACAUUCUAUAUUUGUUGUUAAAGAUUCAUGUUUGAGGACUUUUCUGGAUUUAGGUCAUGGCUUUGUGGAAGAGACUGUGGCAGAAUGAUUUUGGGCCCUUCAUUGGGUGCCUUAUCCAUGCGAGGCUUUACAGAUCCAAGGUGGACCUAAGCAAGCUCAGGCCAAUGAUUCUAAAACGAAUCGAGAGCCGGGCCAAGGAAUACCCGGUGCGCGGUAUGGUGCCGGUCGCCCAGGAGGUCCUUAAGGCUCGAUCAGUCCUCUUCCAUGGCGUGUCCACUCUUCUCAAAGUCUUUCCCAUCAUGGCCUGCAAGUUCUGUCCGGAAGUAUAUAUUGGUGAGAAAGGUCACUUAAUUCAGACUUGCCACGGUUAUAAGCGUCGUGCCAAGAAUCGUGUUCAUGAAUGGAUCAGGGGUGGUGUGAAUGAUAUACUUGUUCCAGUAGAAACAUUCCAUCUACAGAACAUGUUCCAAGACGUUAUUAAACACCACCAGAGGUUUGAUUUUGACCGUGUUCCUGCAGUUGUUGAACUGUGCUUGCAGGCUGGAGCUUAUCCUAAUGAUGAAAAUCUAUACUCCAGCAGUACGAUUGAAUGUGUACAUGCUGGAAUUGAAGGAGCGGACUCAUUCUCGCCUCAUGAACAAAUGAUGGUUGCCAAUAGAACUUUCAAAGCAUGGGAGAUGCUCAGAAGUGGUGUACUGAAGUUGUUGUUGGUUUAUCCGGCAAAAGUCUGUAAAUACUGUUCAGAAGUCCAUGUUGGACCAUCUGGGCACAAGGCUAGGCUCUGUGGAGUAUUCAAGUAUGAGAGUUGGCGGGGAGGCCACUUUUGGAAGAAGGCAGAAGUAGAUGAUUUGGUACCUCCUAAGAUUGUAUGGAGACGGCGGCCUCAGGAUCCUCCUGUCCUUCUGGAUGCCCAUAGAGACUUUUAUGGCCAUGCACCAGCAGUGGUGGAUCUGUGUGCACAGGCUGGCGUUAUUUUACCAACCAAGUAUAAUUGUGCGAUGAAAGUGCAAGGUUUAUCAGGACCUGUUCAAUUCAAAGUUUGAAGCAUGAUAUAAGUUGAAUUCUUAGUGGGUUGGCUUCAGCGAACUUGAUCUGUACAUUGGGUAUAGCUCAAUCCACCCGGAGAGUGAUAUUUUGGGUCGCUCAUAAAAGGUUUAUUGGUAUGCACUUUUGCUUCCAGCAACAAAUUUUUUUAGCAUGGCCUAUAACCGAACCAGAAAUAGAAUAAUAGUUUUGAAUGAACCCAUAUAUGGUUUAAUUGUUAUGUUUGUACAUUUUUCUUGGUAUGGAUUUGAUAAUUAUCUACUGAUUUGCGAACCCCAAGUCCAUGUAAUGGAUGGUCCCCAAACAUAGCCACAACAGGACGUAGAGGUCUGCUUACAUCCGAUGAUAGAGAGGCAACCUAAGAGGCCUCGAAUGUUGAGAAGAAGAGCUACUGAUGAACAACCUAGUGGUUAUGAAGUGACCUAUGGCAAUUGUUAAGGUACAUCCCACAAUGGUAUACAUGAAUGUCCUGUACCUAUAAAAUCCUAAUGCAAGGGUGUCGCCUAAAAGAACGAAGAGGCCAAAGCAACAUUGCAUGUGAGUAAACCAACUUCUUCCCAGCCUAUGGAGCAAACCCAGGCUUUAGCUACUUCAACACAGUAGCUCAGGCAUGUAAGCGCACCACAACUUAUGGAAUGCUACCCCAUGGGUUAAAGCUAAGGUCAACAAGUGCAAUGAUUAUCUAUGAGCAAUCUAGUAGUGGGUUUUUUCUAGGAAGGUUAUUUUUGAAUUAUUGGAAUAGAUUGCAACAAAAGAGUAAGCACUAUUGGUGUUUUUGUUUGUUUGUUUGUUUUUUUUUUUCUUUAAAAGAUGGAGUUGUGAUGUUAGUUGAACAAUGGCCGGGGUACUUGAUAAUGCACUUUUUGAUGGUUGCCUUUUUGCUUGAUGGAAAUGUAAAGUUUAUUUGAACAAUGUGAUGUAAUAAUGCAUUCUGUCAUGUUUGUCUUUUUUGUAUAUAAAUGAAGUCUGCGAUGAUUGCAUCUU